Puma concolor (puma) is the source of this 1185-nucleotide messenger RNA. RefSeq names its product UDP-glucose ceramide glucosyltransferase (gene UGCG). Gene Ontology annotation, biological process: glucosylceramide biosynthetic process. Gene Ontology annotation, cellular component: membrane. Gene Ontology annotation, molecular function: ceramide glucosyltransferase activity. Lineage: Eukaryota; Metazoa; Chordata; Mammalia; Carnivora; Felidae. The record is from RefSeq and is a predicted model, not a curated record.
AUGGCGCUGCUGGACCUGGCCCUGGAGGGAAUGGCCGUCUUCGGGUUCGUCCUCUUCUUGGUGCUGUGGCUGAUGCAUUUCAUGGCCAUCAUCUACACCCGAUUACACCUCAACAAGAAGGCAACGGACAAACAGCCAUAUAGCAAGCUCCCAGGUGUGUCUCUUCUGAAACCUUUGAAAGGAGUAGAUCCUAACCUAAUCAACAACUUGGAGACAUUCUUCGAAUUGGAUUAUCCCAAAUAUGAAGUACUCCUUUGUGUACAAGAUCACGAUGAUCCAGCCAUUGAUGUAUGUAAGAAGCUUCUUGGAAAAUACCCAAAUGUUGAUGCUAGAUUGUUUAUUGGUGGCAAAAAGGUUGGCAUUAACCCUAAAAUUAAUAAUUUAAUGCCAGGAUAUGAAGUUGCUAAGUAUGAUCUGAUAUGGAUCUGUGAUAGUGGAAUAAGAGUAAUUCCAGACACACUUACUGACAUGGUUAACCAAAUGACAGAGAAAGUGGGCCUGGUUCAUGGGCUGCCCUAUGUAGCAGACAGACAGGGCUUUGCUGCUACAUUAGAACAGGUAUAUUUUGGAACUUCUCAUCCAAGGUCCUAUAUCUCUGCCAACGUAACUGGCUUCAAAUGUGUGACAGGAAUGUCUUGUUUAAUGAGAAAGGAUGUGUUAGAUCAAGCAGGAGGGCUUAUAGCUUUUGCUCAAUACAUUGCUGAGGAUUACUUUAUGGCCAAAGCCAUAGCUGACCGAGGUUGGAGGUUUGCGAUGUCCACUCAGGUUGCAAUGCAAAACUCUGGCUCUUAUUCAAUUUCCCAAUUUCAAUCCAGAAUGAUCAGGUGGACCAAAUUGCGAAUUAACAUGCUUCCCGCUACAAUAAUUUGUGAGCCAAUUUCAGAGUGCUUUGUUGCCAGUUUAAUUAUUGGAUGGGCAGCCCACCAUGUAUUCAGAUGGGAUAUUAUGGUAUUUUUCAUGUGUCAUUGCCUGGCAUGGUUUAUAUUUGACUACAUUCAACUCAGGGGUGUCCAGGGUGGCACACUGUGUUUUUCAAAACUUGAUUAUGCAGUAGCCUGGUUCAUCCGUGAAUCCAUGACAAUAUACAUUUUUUUGUCGGCAUUAUGGGACCCUACUAUAAGCUGGAGAACUGGUCGCUACAGAUUGCGCUGUGGGGGCACAGCGGAGGAAAUUCUAGAUGUAUAG